Perognathus longimembris pacificus (Pacific pocket mouse) is the source of this 948-nucleotide messenger RNA. Its product is annotated as olfactory receptor 4C45-like. The record is from RefSeq and is a predicted model, not a curated record. Gene Ontology annotation, molecular function: G protein-coupled receptor activity; olfactory receptor activity. Gene Ontology annotation, biological process: G protein-coupled receptor signaling pathway. Gene Ontology annotation, cellular component: membrane. The transcript has a single exon. Bases 28 to 948 code for a protein of 306 amino acids. NCBI's taxonomy places the organism in Eukaryota, Metazoa, Chordata, Mammalia, Rodentia, Heteromyidae.
AACACACAAGAGAAAUUCACAGAAAGGAUGAACAACGUGACAGAAUUCAGCCUGCUGGGCCUCACCCAAGACCAAGAACUCCAGAAGCUCUUGUUCCCUGUGUGUUUAAUCACCUAUUUAGUCACAAUAACAGGUAACACAUUCAUCUCAGUCACCAUCUUCAUCAGCCCAGCGCUGGGGUGCCCCAUGUACUUUUUCUUGUCAUACUUGUCCCUUAUAGAUGCUUUCUACUCUACUUCCAUUGCUCCCAAAAUGAUUGUGGAUUUGGCCUCUGAGAAGAACACCAUAUCCUUCAAUGGCUGCAUGACACAGCUCUUUGCUGAACACUUCUUUGCUGCAGCAGAGAUCAUCUUGCUCAUUGCUAUGGCCUUUGACCGCUAUGUGGCCAUCUGCAAGCCCUUGCACUACACCACCAUCAUGAGCCGCCCAUUGUGCUCUUUCCUGGUGGGGGCAGCUGGAGUAUUGGGGUUUAUUCACGGAGGCAUACAGGUGCUAUUUAUAGCUCAAUUGCCCUUUUGUGGCCCCAAUGUCAUUGACCACUUUAUGUGUGACUUAAUACCACUACUGGAGUUGGCCUGUAAUGACACUCACACUUUAGGGCCUCUGAUUGCUGCCAACAGUGGCUCACUGUGUUUGCUCACUUUCACUAUUCUGCUUGUUUCCUAUGUGAACAUCCUGUACUCCCUGAGGAAUCACAGUUCUGAGGGACGUCACAAAGCCCUGUCCACCUGUGCCUCUCACAUCACUGUGGUGAUCUUAUUCUUUGUACCUUGUUCAUACCUGUAUCUAAGGCCUAUGGUUUCAUUCCCAGCUGACAAACCUGUGACUGUGUUUUGUACCCUAAUAACACCUAUGUUGAAUCCAUUAAUCUACACUCUCAGGAAUGAGGAGGUGAAGAAGGCCGUGAAGAAGCUCUGGGUUCAAAUAAUAAAGACCGAUGAUAUGUAA